AUGGCCAAGCUAUCAACUUUACUGUCCGCUGUCUUCUUGGCCAUUGGAGGCUUCCUUUUCGGAUAUGACAGUGGUAUCAUUACCUCGACGAUCGGCCAAACCGAGUUUAUCAGAUACUUUAACAACCCAAAUGAUACGGUGACGGGAGGUGUAGUAUCUGCCUUUCAAGGCGGUGCCAUCCUAGGAACCAUCAUUAACAUCUUCACUGGCGAUAGAUUGGGACGGAAAAUGUCCGUCUUUGCCGGUGCCUGCAUCUCCAUUGUAGGCUGUGCCCUGCAGGGCGGCGCGAUCAACAUGACCAUGCUCAUCAUAGGUCGGUUCAUUGCGGGUGUAGCUGUGGGAAUGCUGACCGCCACCGUUCCCAUGUACGCUGGCGAGAUGGCCGAAGCCGCAUCCCGCGGAAUGAUGUCGGGUCUGCUGCAGUGGAUGUUAAGGCGCUUCCCACUUUCAUUUCAAUGUGUCCCUGGCCUCGUUCUCAUGGCCGGUGUUUGGUUUCUCCAGGAAUCACCUCGCUGGCUGAUGGAACAAGACCGCCACGAAGAGGCAUUAGCCACACUGCACCGCCUGCAUGGGAUCAAUGUCAUCAACUAUUAUGGAACGCGUAUCUACAGCUCACUGGGUAUCGAAACGCGCACAACGCUGAUGAUCAUCGGUAUCUCCGGCGGUCUAUCGAUCGUCUACUGCACCAUCGGACUCUGGGCCCUGGAGCGGGUGGGUCGCAUCCGACCCCUGAUCGUUUCAGCAGCGGGUAUGGCAGCAGCACUGGUGUGCAAUGCGGCCAUGUCCCAGCAUUAUACCGAGACGAACACCAAUCAGCUACGUGCAAUGGUCGCAAUGAACUUUAUCUUCAGCCUGUUUUAUACAUCCCCUGGUAUCAUCUCCUGGGUCUACCCUGCGGAGAUCUUCCCCGUGGAUAUCCGUAACCAAGGCAAUUCCAUUACCACGUUCACUAAUUGGACCGUCAAUCUGGUGUUCGCGCAGUUUUCACCUACGGCACUAUCCAACAUUGGCUUCCGUUACUUUUACGUCUUCUUCGUGUUCAACCUAAUUGCCAUGGUCUGCUAUAUAUUUUUCUUUCCAGAGACCAGGGGUAAGACCCUCGAACAGAUGGACGAGCUUUUCGGGGACGUGAUGGUGUUUCCUGGGGACGUGAAAGGGAAAGAAGAGCCCCAAGUAACAAUGAUUGAGGAUGCUGCAAAUCGGUCAUCCUGA
Messenger RNA from Aspergillus neoniger CBS 115656, 1212 nucleotides. RefSeq names its product general substrate transporter. Gene Ontology annotation, biological process: carbohydrate transport; transmembrane transport. The transcript has 4 exons. The coding region runs from base 1 to 1212 and encodes 403 amino acids. Lineage: Eukaryota; Fungi; Ascomycota; Eurotiomycetes; Eurotiales; Aspergillaceae. Gene Ontology annotation, molecular function: carbohydrate:proton symporter activity. Gene Ontology annotation, cellular component: membrane. The record is from RefSeq and is a predicted model, not a curated record.